AUGGCAGGAGAAUCGUCACUGCUCUGUCCGACAUGUCGCAGCGUUGACUGGCUAGAUGCUGGCCUCCCCAGGGUCAUCCAGACAGCAAAGCCAGACGUGUUCACCACCAGUGCAGAAGUGCGGCACCUGGAUGGAACCGUUGCGCCCGCUGCCAGUUCCCGGCUGGUGGAAUCGGCGCUGUUCCUGCUUUCCCUCGGGACGGUGCAAGAGGUGCGAGAACGGAGCGCGGGUGGUUGUCCAUGUUGCGGUUUCUGCCUCGCGCUGCUUGAAAAACGCCUCGCAGGCUCGGACAUCGACAGAGCCUCUCACGACCGCGUCCCCAUCCAUGUCUACACCCGCAAGUACGGUGCUGUUGUCAUCCCUGGGGGGAGCGAAAGCCAACACCAUGCUCGAACGCAUCUGAUGUGCUUCAAUCUUUCAUUCCAUCCGGACACCCCCCAGGCUGAGACUGUAUCUUUCGGUUUACUAGAUCCUGCUCAUCACGAGGAUAGGGAACGUCAGUCAAUUACGGAUCGCGUAGAGAAACGGGCUUCUCUCGUUGGUCGCUUGGUACCGCCGCGAUUUGAACCAAACCAGGUAAAGGACUGGUUGGAGAUGUGCGAAGGGCAGUGGGCCACCACCGACUCGAGUUUUCUCUCACGCAGUGGCAAGAUAUCCGAGCUUCGGGUUGUCGACGUCUCACAAAGAUGUAUCAAGACACUCAGGAUCGAAGACAUUGAAGGCGGUUAUGCUGCAUUGAGUUAUGUCUGGGGCGUCGUGGAGCAGGAGGUCCGUCUAACCACGACAAACCUGGACGCAUAUUCGAGACCUGGAGGCAUUCCGACACUUUCACCGACGGUUGAAGACGCGAUGCAAGUGGCCAGGUCAGUGGGCAUUCGGUACUUUUGGGCGGAUGUCAUCUCGAUUCUCCAGGAUGAUGACGAGGAUAAGGCACAGAGCAUCUUCGACAUGGAUGUCAUCUACACCUACUCGCGUCUCACCAUCGCAGCAGUGGCGGGAACAAACUGCCACGAGGGACUCCACGGAGUCAGCCGCGACAGGGUUCCUCUGCUACACACUACCAUUGCACACUUUGGUCUUGUUGAAAUUCCGCACCAACCGGAGCGAACCCCUGGAGCACUCUUUACAAAUCUUGCUUUCUGCGAGCAGCAGCUGAUAUGGUUAUGUCGGGCAGCGCAUUGGGCCGAAGGACUGGACGUCAACGGGGAGAACUUCCAUUUUGCCAGGUAUGACGGGUUGAACAAGCCUCGGCUCGAAUCAUCCAUCUUCGCAGAAAUAAGCGACGGGGGUGAACCUUCUCCUCUCGAGCCACGGCCGGUCGAGCUUUCGGAUGCCGCGACCCUGAUCGAGUGCUACACCAGAAGAAAACUCUCAUAUGAGAGCGAUAUCAACAACGCCUUCGAGGGACUGAUGUGGUACAUGUCGUCCAUGUCCCCGUUGGGGGGCUUUUUAUGGGGUUUGCCGGAGCUGAAUUUUGAGGCCUUCCUCUGCUGGAGCGUACGUGGCGGAUCGUCGGCCACUCGCGGUAUUGUGAGACGGAGACAGGCAUUUCCAGCCGCCCCUUCAUGGUCUUGGAUGGCGUGGCUGGGAGAAGUCAGCUUUUCUCCGUUGACGUGGUCAACCUAUGACCAGGGCUGGAGAUCGUUUGUCAAGUGCUUCAAGUACCCGACCUACCUCCACCGGCAGGGCAGAGAACCGAACGAUAUCCUGAGCGGGUACGACUCGGGCGAUACUGUCCUCGACCGUCCGUUUGACAUGUGGGCAAGCCAACUUCCCCUGAAGAAUGAAUCCACUAGCAUCGUGUUCUGGGCUGAGUGCGCAACUGUGCUUUUCGAUGCCAGUUCGCUGGAAAUCCAUUACGAAAGACACGCAUCGAGUAUCAGGAUCCCAGGUGGCAAGAGGAGACUGCAGGUCCAAAAUCUGUGCAUUUCCCAGGAUAUUGCGGAUGACAUCGCCAAAGCUGACAGCACGGCAUUGUCGGUCGGUCUUGUCGCAGUGGCUGUGGAGGGAAGUUUCCCCAGUGAUCAAGCGAAUCUUGCUCUGGACCGUAACUGUCGUUCGGAGGAGGAAGACUCCCCGGCCGCUGCCUUCCAGAUUUGGAAUCGAGCCGUGCAUUGCCUGGUGCUGUCUCGGGUUCGCAGAGAAGAACAAGGAGAUCACUAUCACCUAUGUCGUCGAGAGGGGACGCUGUCGAUGAGGACGGCGAACUGGGCCCGGCUGGAGAAAGAGACGAAACUCGUCGUGCUACAAUAA
Messenger RNA from Cladophialophora psammophila CBS 110553, 2253 nucleotides. RefSeq lists its product as uncharacterized. The record is from RefSeq and is a predicted model, not a curated record. NCBI's taxonomy places the organism in Eukaryota, Fungi, Ascomycota, Eurotiomycetes, Chaetothyriales, Herpotrichiellaceae. The coding region runs from base 1 to 2253 and encodes 750 amino acids. The transcript has 2 exons.